CUCAUCUUCCAUACAAUAUUGAAACCAUCAUUAUGAGGGAAACUUUCUGUGCUAUGCUUGUUCUAGUUGCUGUAUUGUUCUCUGGAGCUGCAGAGUUUUGUUCCGGUCGGAACACAAGCUUUAGCUGUAUAGAAACGGAGAGAGAAGCCCUCUUUAAGUUCAAACUUUGCUUCCAUGAUCCAUCGUCUAUGUUGUCUUCUUGGAAAGGCAAUGACUAUUGUGAAUGGAGAGGAGUAGGCUGUGACAAAAAUAGCAGAUAUGUUAUCUCGCUUCAACUCAGGGGAUCAAUAUCUGAUCAACCUCAAUUGUCCUUGAUUGACGAUGUAAAGGAGGUUGUUUCAAGUUUGGUCAAGCUGAGAUACUUGGAACACCUAGACUUGAGCAACAAUAAUUUCAGUGCUAAUCUUAUUCCACCCUCCUUUGGCUUGAUGAAGCAACUAAGGCAUCUAAGUCUCUCUCAUGCACAAUUCAGAGGAAGAAUUCCUAGUGAACUUGGAAAUCUUACAAGGCUUUAUGUUCUUGAUCUUUCUCAGUAUUAUUAUGAGGGAUUGAAGGUUGAUGAUGACAUUCAAUGGAUUUCUCGUCUCUCCUCUUUGCAACGACUUGAUAUGAGUGGAGUAGAUCUAAGCCAUGCCUCAUUAAACUUGUUCCAGGUACUUGGCAUGAUUUCUUCAUUAUCAUGCAAUCAAUUCAAUGGGAGCAUUCUAGAUAGCAUCAAGCAACUUUCUAAGUUAGAGAGCAUAGAUCUUUCAUUCAAUCAAUUGAGUGGGAACAUUCCAGAUAGCAUCGGGCAACUUUCUAAGUUAGAUAGCAUGGAUCUUUCUGGCAAUCAAUUGAAUGGGAGCAUUCCAGAUAGCAUCGGCCAACUUUCUAGGUUAGAGGGCAUAGAUCUUUGGAGCAAUCAAUUGAGUGGAAGCAUUCCAGAUAGCAUCGGGCAACUUUCUAAGUUGGAAAGCAUAAAUCUUUUUUACAAUCAAUUGAGUGGGAGCAUUCCAAAUAGCAUUGGGCAACUUUCUAAGUUGGAAAGCAUAGAUCUUUUUGGCAAUCAAUUGAGUGGGAGCAUUCCAAACAGCAUCGGACAACUUUCUAAGUUAGAGAACAUAGAUCUUUCUGGCAAUCAAUUGAGUGGGAGCAUUCCAAAUAGCAUUGGACAACUUUCUAAGUUAGAUACCAUAGAUCUUUCUAGAAAUCAAUUGAGUGAGAGCAUUCCAGAUAGCAUCGAGCAACUUUCUAAAUUAAGGAGCAUAGAUCUUUCUGGCAAUCAAUUUAGAACAAGAUUUCCUAAAUGGCUUCAAUUACAAAAGACAAUACUGACAGUUGAUCUCUCUAAUGCUAGCAUCUUAGGUCCUCUUUCAGAAAACAUAGAUCUUGCAGAUAAUAAUCUGACAGGAAGGAUUCCUCCUUGUUUUGGAAAGUUUCCGAUUAUGGUGAAUGCAACACAAUUGAGCAAUGACCAAAAUUGGGAUGCUGAACCUUUCAUGGAGCGUUUCCUACAGAGGGACCUCGGGAAUUGGGAUCAAGCACCUUUGAAGGAGGUUGUGAAAGGGAGAUACCUUGAGUAUAGACAAAUAACUCAAAAACUUGAGAUUAUUAUAGAUCUUUCAAGUAACAAUUUAAUAGGAUCUAUACCGGAGGAGUUAAUUUUCCUUAAGGAUUUGCACAGUUUGAAUCUGUCUUGGAAUCAUCUCUCAGGAAAAAUUCCUGAGAAAAUUGGACAAAUGGAUAAUUUAGAAUCUCUCGAUUUCUCCAAGAAUGGCCUUUCAGGAACAAUCCCGAACAGCAUGUCAAGUUUAACCAAGUUAAGCCACCUCAACUUGUCCUACAACAAUUUGUCAGGACCAAUUCCAACGGGUUAUCAACUCCAAACACUUGAAGAUCCAACCAUGUACAUAGGCAAUCCUCAACUUUGUGGAGCUCCACUCCUGAAGAAAUGCUCAAAUGAUAUACUACCUCCGACAACCACCAACUUCAAGGACAACGAUGAAAGUGAACUUAAAAGAAUGUGGUUUUACAUUGUCGUAAUGGUAGGCUUUGCAAUUGGAUUUUGGGGAGUUGUGGGAACUUUGAUAUUUGUGAAAAGUUUGAGAUAUGCUUAUUUUCAAUGGGUUGAUGAUGUCCAACACUGGACACUUGUGGUUAUAACAUUGAAGGUGGCACAAUUCAAAAAGAUGUUCAAUGGCAACCUGAGAUGAUCAGUGAAUUAUAUAUAGAGUAUGUUGUUGUUGCUACAUUUAUUAUUAAAUUAGUUAGACAACCCUGUGUUGUAGGCUAUGGUGUUAGGUCCAAUUUUAAAUGAACACAUAAGUAUUAGAGUUUGUAAAGUUUUCAAUAAUAUAACAUGCGCUAUAGU
Rubroshorea leprosula is the source of this 2350-nucleotide messenger RNA. Lineage: Eukaryota; Viridiplantae; Streptophyta; Magnoliopsida; Malvales; Dipterocarpaceae. The record is from the annotation of a GenBank genome assembly.